GCAGCAGAGAGCCUGACACUUUACUACAGGCAAGGACUGAUGAGAGGGAAGAGACAGUGACAGAGAAUACUAGAGAGCUCUAAGUGUGACAGCUUCCAAGUGGGCACUGUCACAUCCAGCCUGGACUGUCCCCCCAGCUUAUGGCUGACUACUACUGAGCUCCAAGAGGCUAUCCAGAGCACAGCCUGUCCUACUGACUGAUAACCAUUGCAGGAAACAGCAGCAACGAUGGUAGACACAGAGAUACCAUUUUGGGGGAUGAAUUUUGGCAUGAACACUGUAGACCUCUCUGGUUAUGAGAACCAUUCCCAUGACUUUGACAUUAAGCCAUUUGCAACCGUGGACUAUACAAGUAUUUCUACUGCCCACUAUGAAGACAUUGUAGAAGAUAAGAACUUCCUGUGCCGAAAUGACCAGAUGGACGCUGAUUAUAAGUAUGACCUGAAACUACAAGACUGCCAAAACACAAUAAAAUUGGAGCCUCCUUCUCCGCCUUACUAUUCAGACAAGUCACAGUCAUAUAACAAAUCUCAGGACGAGGCCUCUAACUCCUUCAUUGCCAUAGAAUGCCGCGUGUGUGGUGACAAGGCCUCAGGCUUCCACUAUGGGGUCCAUGCAUGUGAAGGCUGUAAGGGAUUCUUUAGAAGAACAAUUCGAUUAAAGUUAAUUUAUGAACGAUGUGAGCUCAACUGUCGUAUCCACAAGAAAAGUCGGAACAAAUGUCAGUACUGCAGGUUCCAGAAGUGUCUGUCUGUUGGGAUGUCUCAUAAUGCCAUCAGGUUUGGACGGAUGCCUCAGGCGGAGAAGGAGAAGCUUUUGGCUGAGAUUUCCAGUGACAUCGACCAGCUGAAUCCAGAAUGCGCUGAUCAACGAGUCCUGGCAAAGCACUUGUAUGACUCAUAUCUCAAGUCCUUCCCUUUAACAAAAGCUAAGGCCAGAGCCAUAUUGACCGGAAGGACAACAGACAAAUCACCUGUGGUGAUCUAUGAUAUGAACUCACUGAUGAUGGGAGAGGAUCAAAUCAAAUACCAUUAUUUAAAUCCUUAUCUGGAGCAAAAUAAGGAAGUUGCUAUUCGCAUUUUCCAAAGAUGUCAAUCUCGAUCAGUGGAAUCUGUACGGGAAAUCACUGAAUUUGCCAAAAACAUCCCAGGAUUUGUCAGUCUUGACCUAAAUGACCAAGUAACUCUCCUAAAGUACGGGGUCCAUGAGAUCAUAUUUACAAUGCUGGCCUCCCUCAUGAAUAAAGAUGGUGUUCUCAUCGCUGAUGGACAAGGUUUUAUGACCCGAGAAUUUCUCAAGAGCUUGAGGAAACCAUUUGGUGAAUUUAUGGAGCCCAAGUUUGAAUUUGCCAUAAGAUUUAAUGCUCUAGAAUUGGAUGACAGUGACCUUGCCAUCUUCAUAGCUGUCAUCAUUCUUAGUGGAGAUCGCCCUGGUUUAUUGCAUGUGAAGCCCAUAGAAGAUAUUCAGGACACUUUGCUACAGGCCCUUGAACUGCAACUCAAGUUAAAUCACCCGGACUCCUCUCAACUCUUUGCUAAACUGCUCCAAAAGAUGACGGACCUUAGACAAGUUGUAACAGAGCAUGUCCAGUAUUUGCAACUUGUAAGAAAAACAGAGGCAGAAAUGAACCUCCAUCCUCUCCUGCAAGAGAUUUAUAAGGAUUUAUAUUGAGAUUCUGUGCACAGUCAAAAUUGAUGUACAAGAACUUGUCUUUCUUCAAGUAUAACUGCAAGAGAUUGGCAAGGACUUGUACUGAGUCUCCACACAAGUCUGCAAGAGGUUGAAAAUGAUAUAUGCAUAAACUUUACCCACAUUAUUACUAUAUAGUCAACCACAACUAAAAAGACUUGUGUGGAAUCUCAUCUCUAAGAGAUCUUCAUGGACUUGUUCUGAAUGUCCAAUCACGUGUGCCACUGAUUCACACCAACUCUGCCAACUACAAGUAUUUUGUGAACUUUUGUCAUCUGUAAUAGAUGUAUCAUGACCUGUAUUGAACCUCCACCACUCCUGCAUGAGAUAUACAGGGACUUGUUCUGAACUAACCUUUUCUAAUUAUGUAUUUUUACAAUUUGCACUAUUUUUACGAGGGAAACAGUAGCAGCAGAUACAUUACUGUGAUAAAGCCUUAAAAGACGUAAAGUUUUCAUAUAACUGGUCUAUUUUAUGCAACUGGUUUAUAAAGCACAUGUACAAUUACUUUUAAUAUUAAAAUAUUUUAUGAAAA
Molecule: messenger RNA, 2224 nt
Organism: Bufo gargarizans (Asiatic toad)
Lineage: Eukaryota; Metazoa; Chordata; Amphibia; Anura; Bufonidae
Gene: PPARG
Product: peroxisome proliferator activated receptor gamma
Exons: 7
Coding region: 229-1671 (480 amino acids)
Biological process (GO): positive regulation of transcription by RNA polymerase II; negative regulation of transcription by RNA polymerase II; negative regulation of inflammatory response
Cellular component (GO): nucleus
Molecular function (GO): RNA polymerase II cis-regulatory region sequence-specific DNA binding; zinc ion binding; nuclear receptor activity
Source: RefSeq, a predicted model, not a curated record